Messenger RNA from Neurospora crassa OR74A, 906 nucleotides. RefSeq lists its product as hypothetical. Bases 124 to 906 code for a protein of 260 amino acids. The transcript has a single exon. The record is from RefSeq and is a predicted model, not a curated record. Lineage: Eukaryota; Fungi; Ascomycota; Sordariomycetes; Sordariales; Sordariaceae.
CCAAUCUCAUCAGCGGGCCAUAUCCCACCCCAACAGUCGUUCUACCGUACAUUUUACAUUUUACCUAUCUUCGACCGUACUGGUCCAACUUCUUUGACAGCGGUCAAUUGCUACCCCCGCGAGAUGUCUCAGCAUCCGAGCCAUGACCCAGCGGGGUCUUCAUCCGGCCAGCAGCAAAGGAACAGAGAUAGAAAGAAAGCACCACCAUUCUUCAGGAACUACAAUCACCAGGAUCCGAACUUCCUGGUUUUUGAAUGGCCCUUUACAACUAGUCAUGAUGAUCCAACCAGUUCGUCGUUUGGCGGAUGGCCGAGGCAAUCAGGAGUCCAAACUCAACCCACAGCCGAUACGUCUUUGACUUUUCCAACCCAGGAUCGCUCCGGUAUGGUAGUCAGUGGCACCGGAAUUGGUAGCCUGAUUGAUGGAACAACUCCUAGCAACAGCAUUUGGCCUACGAGUAGCGUUUCCCAGGCAGCUCACCAUGUGCAGUCACCGGCACAAUCAUAUGUGAAAUUUGGGGACAUCCAUCCGUCAGGUGCUGGAGCAGGAAUGAGGACCGGACAAAUCGCGGGGGAUGGCCAGAACCCACACUUUCAUCAUGAGCAGGUAUCGCCCGAAACAUUCGUUCCUCAGUCACAGUCGCUAGACUCCAGUCCGUUCUUAUUUCCUGCAAUGUCCGAAGCGCAACAGCAACAUGGCGAUAUCGGACAGAAUCCGAGUCUUGGAUACCAGCAGCCUCGGACACCAACUGCCGAGGGGAAGGGCCCAUUUUACAGCAACCAAGAAUACGAUGCCUCUUACGGUAACGAACGUGGCCACGAUCUGGAACCAAAACAUAACAAUUCCCAGGAAAGACACGUGGCAGGAAAUAACGUUAAUGGUCAGGUGCAGAACACUGUGGCCUAG